Messenger RNA from Kickxella alabastrina, 1137 nucleotides. RefSeq names its product Ssl1-like-domain-containing protein. The record is from RefSeq and is a predicted model, not a curated record. The transcript is spliced from 3 exons. Gene Ontology annotation, biological process: regulation of transcription by RNA polymerase II; nucleotide-excision repair; DNA-templated transcription. Gene Ontology annotation, cellular component: transcription factor TFIIH core complex; transcription factor TFIIH holo complex. The coding region runs from base 1 to 1137 and encodes 378 amino acids. Gene Ontology annotation, molecular function: zinc ion binding. Lineage: Eukaryota; Fungi; Kickxellomycota; Kickxellomycetes; Kickxellales; Kickxellaceae.
AUGGCUAACCCAACCAACGAGGCUAUGGAGGAGGAUGACUACAUCGACAUCGACGACACAGGGCCAGAGGGUCUCAAGGGCGCUGACGGGGAAGAGUACAAGCGCUCCUGGGACGUAAUUCAAGAAGACGCCAGCGGCAGCAUCCAAAGCAGUAUCACCGAUCUAAACUCGCAGCGAAGCCGCAAGCGGCGGCAACAACGGUCGACAGAAACACUCCAGCGCGGAAUAAUCCGACACGUGGUUCUUGUAAUCGACCAGUCGGAGAACAUGAGCACGCGCGACCUGAUGCCGUCGCGGAUCCAAGCGACGUUGGCACUGUUGGAGCAGUUUGUCGGGGAGUUUUUCGACCAGAAUCCAAUUUCGCAGCUGGCACUGGUGGCGACAAAGGACGGGCUGGCGGAGAAACUGACGGAUCUGAGCGGCAAUCCGAGGGACCAUUUGGGAGCGCUGAGGGAUAAGGCUAGUGGGGAUUUGGCUGGCGAGCCGCGUGCGCCGGCGCAUGGGUCGCGCGAAAUCGUCUGCGUAUUCGGCUCCCUCACGACCUGCGACCCAGGCGAUAUUGAGCAGACUUUGCGGGCACUACAGGCGGCCGAGGUGCGCGUCUCCAUGGUGCAUUUGGCAGCGGAAGUGCACGUGUUCCGGCGAAUCUGCCAGUCUACCGCGGGGGUUUUUGCCGUGGCCGUUGAUGAGGAUCACAUGCGGGAGUCGCUUUUCGAAAAUAUUCCGCCGCCAGCAUUGGUUAAGGAGCGUGCGACGGCGGAUAUGGUGCAGAUGGGGUUCCCGGUUAAGGCGCAGAUGGGCGAGGUGCCGUCACCCUGUGUGUGUCAUCAUGAGCUGCGGUUUGCUGGGUUUCUGUGCCCUCGCUGCGGCGCCAAAGUCUGUGGACUACCGACGGACUGCGAUGUCUGUGGGCUGGCGCUAGUGUCGGCGCCGCAUCUGGCUAGGUCGUAUAGGCAUUUGUUUCCUGAGGAGAAUUUUAGAGAGGCUGGGAAGAGGGCGGCUGGGGCGGUGGUGGUGUGCUUUGGGUGUGGCGCGAAGGAUGCUGGAUUUGAGUGCGUCGGAUGUAGGCAGGCGUUCUGCUUGGAGUGCGAUGUAUUUGUGCAUGAGACGCUGCAUAAUUGCCCUGGGUGCGUCUGA